AUCGGACCUGUCAUCACUUCCUCUACACGUCGAACUUUGUCAAAAUUAAGAGAAAUUUGUGCAGAACUGGAUGAAAAACCAAUUACAAUCGCUCCUGGUGCAGUUGUUUGCAAAGAAGCAUCUUUACAUGGUACAAUUACCAUUGGAUCAGGCACAAUUGUUCAUCCGACUGCUGUUAUUCGAGCAACUAAUGGCCCAAUUGUAAUUGGUGAAAAUAAUAAUGUUGAAGAGACUGCAGUAAUUGAAAAUUUGUGCGCAAAUGGUGAAACUUUAUAUAUUGGACGUGAUAACGUUUUUGAAAUCGAAUCAGUGAUGCAAGCUUCACGUGUUGGUGAUAAUAAUAUUUUUGGUGUUAGAAGUCGAGUAGGGCCAAAUACGAUAGUGACAAAUGGUUGUUUCAUUGGAACAAAAUGUAGUGCAGUAAUGACUGAAACCCUGCCUGAAAAUAUGGUCAUAUAUGGAGAAACAAAUAUUCGUAGAAUUGCAUCUGAUCCACCUCAAGUCCUCUUUUCAUAUUUGCGCAUUUAA
Dracunculus medinensis (Guinea worm) is the source of this 528-nucleotide messenger RNA. The record is from the annotation of a GenBank genome assembly. NCBI's taxonomy places the organism in Eukaryota, Metazoa, Nematoda, Chromadorea, Rhabditida, Dracunculidae.